UGCAUUUAGGCAAAUGAGGCAGCCUCGGCCCUCCCCGUCGCCCGGUCUAUAAAGUGCGGAGCGCUCCCGCGGGCGGCCAAUGCGCGGCGAGCAGCGCCCGGCUCCCGCUGCGAACGGUGCGUGUCCGUAUGUCAGUCCAUCCGUCUGCACUUACCCUGCACCCCUACAGGACGUCGAGGCGGCCAUGAGGCUCCCGCUGGCUUUCACCGUGCUGCUGCUGGCCUCAGCACAGGCACUGGCCGAUGAGAUGGCCGCCCCUGAUGACCUCAGCUACUGGGCAGACUGGGCCGACGGCGAGCAGAAGGAGGAGCUGCCGCUGCCACUGGAGCACUUUCUGCAGAGGAUGGCACGGAGACCCCGGCCCCAGCAGUUCUUUGGCCUCAUGGGCAAGCGGGAUGCGGGAUAUGGCCAGAUCUCUCACAAAAGGCAUAAAACAGACUCCUUUGUUGGACUUAUGGGCAAAAGAUCUUUAAAUUCCGGAUCCUCUGAAAGGAGCCUAGCACAGAAUUACGAGCGAAGGCGUAAAUGAGACAUUCCUGCGCGUUAUUUAUUAAAGUUCAUUUGUUCCAAUGGCCAAUGCAGUGUAAUAUAAACUAUCCACUGUAUGGAAUAAUUAUUUAUUUAACAAUAAUAAAUGGUUUUGCGUUGUUUUUUUUUUGAGUUAGACGUUCAAUAAACUUAUUAUUUUUCAUAUAGUGGCAGUGAUACAUGUUGCGUAGGAGCGUUGGGUCCUGGAAGGACAUCUCCUUCAGGACCAGUGGCCUUGGUGACGUCUCACAACAAAGCACAUUGUUCAAUAUGACCUGUAGAGUUAUGUUCACCAAACAAAGAAAAGGUUCUUUGGUUCAUCAACAGCCAGUCUGUAUCAGCUUCACAACCACGCAGAGCAGAGCUGAUGUACAGUCUAGUGCCUCAAUUUGUUUUCAUGGUUUAUCAUGUACUGUAAUUUCUGUAUCAAAAUAUAUUUGUAUCAUUGCAGCAUGUUUUAUGUUUUGUGACUACGUAUCUAUAUAUUUUAAAAAGGUGGGAGGGGUAAGGUUUGAAUGUGAAUCCGAGGUCUUCGUUUCAUAGUCUGGAAUUUUAUGAUAGCAACGUUUUAAAUAAAAUCUACUCUGGGGAUUUUGCAACAUACUUCCCUUGGUGAUAGUGAUGGCGUUAUUUCCAGAAUGAGACACGGAUCCAAGCAACUGAUCUCAGACUAGGAAACACAGCGGUGUAAUGACUUCCUUUUGCAGGGAGGCUGUGGGCCUCCUCCUGUAGGACUGGUGAAAGCUUUGGGGGAUUUGCUACUGGAGGCAGCAGUUCUGGGUCACGCAAGGUGCCAUCGAGCCUCACCCCUAUGGAAACCAAGGCAUGUGCUAACUGAAUGAGAAGGGCCCUCUGUGUCCUCCAGCUCCAAGUGAAUCAUUUGCUGUGGAUUUCAUCCAC
Molecule: messenger RNA, 1428 nt
Organism: Numida meleagris (helmeted guineafowl)
Lineage: Eukaryota; Metazoa; Chordata; Aves; Galliformes; Numididae
Gene: TAC1
Product: tachykinin precursor 1
Exons: 6
Coding region: 80-529 (149 amino acids)
Biological process (GO): tachykinin receptor signaling pathway
Source: RefSeq, a predicted model, not a curated record